Schistosoma curassoni is the source of this 2297-nucleotide messenger RNA. The record is from the annotation of a GenBank genome assembly. Lineage: Eukaryota; Metazoa; Platyhelminthes; Trematoda; Strigeidida; Schistosomatidae.
CUUCUUUAGAAAGGUGCGUUACUGACUAUGUUAGAUACUAAAUUUGGUUUCUAGCUUUGCUUUAGAAUUGAUGUUAACCUAUACCACUGAAGCUUCUGGAGAACGUGAAGAAACAUCUCUAAAGUGGGCCAAAUUACUUUCCGUGCAUGAUUCAUUCAUGCAUGAACUUUCUCAGGAAGUAAUUACUAUUGGAUCAUCUGAAGAAUGUAUGAUUGUUAUAAAACAUGAAGAAGUUUCAAGUCCACAUUGCCUUUUGAUGAAAGAUCCAGACGAUGUCAUAUGGUUGUACGAUUGUAGCAAGACUGGGACACGUUGUAAUGAUGGCAAGUGGUUACAGCAAGAUUGUGUCACGCUUCACACUGGUGACUAUUUCUACCUUUUAUGGGAUGAAGUAGAUGUGACUAAGCGUAGGUUUAUCUAUACUGCCAGAAAAGAAUAAUAUUUAUGUGCCUGUUUCUUAAGGAGUUGGAUUCUGCGUUCUUUUUGUUGAUGAUUUUAAACUUUUGGCUUCCUCUGGUGAGUCUAAUAAGAUCAAAACUACGGAACUACCGUUACAACCAUCAUCAUCAUCAUCACCACAGUUUAUGAAGCCAUCAACAUCAAAUGAUGAUACUGAUUUAGAAAAUUGCUUAACAUGUGUUAUUUGUGGAGAUAUCUAUUUCGAGUGUUGUAGGUAUGUUGACUACACUUGCCCGUAUGAUAUGUCGGUUUUUCCAACACAGUGUUCAACCGUGUUUACACAGUUUCUGCACACUCUGUUGGUUGAGAUGUAAAAGAUAUGAAUGUCCAAUGGUAAGUCAGAUUGUAUUAUUUCCUUGAUUAUUUUCUCUUCCCAUUAUGUUUGCUUUAAGUGUCGUAAAUCAGUGUCAGCGUAUGCUAAAAAUCACCAAUUAAAUAAUUUAGUUGAUGUAUUCCUUCGUAAACAUCCAGAGAAGUUAAAAUCUGAAUCCGAACAAAAUGAAAUAAAGCAAGAAAUUGCAAGAUUAACACGCCUUCCAAAUCACACUCGUCGAUACAAUAAUCGAACUAGAAGGAAUAGAGAGAGAAUUACUCUUCCUGGUGGUGACUAUGGUUUACUGAGUAGUUCCUCUGGCGUCUUUCCUGUUGUUCCGACCAUCACUACCACCGCAACAACUCGCAGUGUUUCUUCUGGUCCGAUAAUUAUGCCCACUUCCUUACCGAUGAGUGCUGGUUGUGUUAUAUGUUCAUGGUUACCACCAUCAUAUGACCGUCGUGGCAAUAGUAUGACAAGUAUUAGUGGCAUUACUCUUGGCGACCAUGGUCCAAGAAUUGAAGAAUGUUCAGCGCAUUGUUAUUGUACAUGUUGUAAUAGACCAAUGCCUAGUCGAACAACAACAAUUUCACAACUACAUAACAUAAAUCGAACAGAAUGUGAAGUGUGCCGGCGUACAUUUUGUUCUUUAAUCAAUCCAUAUGGAUGUUCAACAUGUGAUGGUUAUUGUUUAUCUCGUGUACAAGAUUUGACUAGAUACAAUUCAAUACCUCGUAAUUUAUUAUUGAAUAAUCGUAUAGAGACAAGGAUUCUUGAUGAUUAUCUUACCUCUCAGGGUAUUUCAAUUCCAACAUUUAUCAAUCAUUGUUUAACAUUUUAUAUUAAUACAACAUCAAUUUAUUCAUCAUGUAUAUUAAAUAGAAAUUCAUUAAUUUGUAAAAAUUGUAGUGAACGUUUACUUAGUCAAUUAGCUUAUCAAUAUCGUUUAUCUAUAUGUCCAAAUGAAUUACCAACUGAUGUCAUUAUUAAACCAAAUUGUUAUUAUGGACAAUAUUGUCGUUAUCAAAGUUAUAAUUAUAAUCAUGCUAGACGUUUUAAUCAUAUUUGUGAAAGAUCAAUUUAAUUUAAUUUUCAUUUAAUUUAAUGAUAUUCUUUCAUCUCCCUUCUUUUUAAAAGAAGGGAGAUGAAUACUACUUUUUUUUGCCAAUAAGUAGUCAUUAGUAGUAUAUACAGCUUCUUUUUUCCCUUUUUGUUGUUGUUAUUGAUUUAUUAAUCUGUAUGACAAUCUCUAAUAUAUUUUAUUGAAGAUUUCUGCAUUUACCUUAUAGAAAUUGUUCUAUUUUGUUGUGUUUAAGAGUCAUAGAGACUAAUAAUACAAUUACCAUUUUUGUCUUUUUUUUCUCCUUUUGAUUAUUUUUCUUUCCCCUUGAGAAAAAAAAUUUUUUUUCAAAUCAGAAUUGUUAAAAUUUCUUUUAAAUAAAUUGAAUAUUCAUCAUAAUAGUUGAGAUCAAGUUAAUUAAGGCUACACUACCAUGGAGAACCUGGAAGCACUGGACGACCGUUU